Messenger RNA from Camellia sinensis, 675 nucleotides. The record is from RefSeq and is a predicted model, not a curated record. Lineage: Eukaryota; Viridiplantae; Streptophyta; Magnoliopsida; Ericales; Theaceae.
AUGGAUGUACCACCAGGAUUCUCAUCUCAGUCUACAGUUAGGAAAGUUUAUAGGUUGAAAAAGGCGUUAUAUGGUUUGAAACAGUCUCCUCAAGCUUGGUUUGAUAGAUUCCUAAAGGCUAUGUUGAGAUUCGGGUAUAAGCAAAAUAAUGCAAAUCACACAAUGCUUGUCAAACGUUAUGCAAAUAAGGUAAUUGUGCUUAUAGUAUAUGUAGAUGACAUAGUUGUGACAGAAAAUGAUGAGGAAGAAGUGACACAUCUUAAGAUAUUGUUGGCCAAGGAAUUUGAGAUUCAAGACCUUGGUUCGUUGAGGAUGCCUAGACGAGGGAGUUGUGAUUUUCCCCCUUCCGCACAAGAAGAGUUGAGGAGACAGUUUGUGGAGUUACUCCAAGAAUUGGUGGAGACGGAGGAAUUGCGUUGUUCGGAAUUUGAGAGUAGGCUGUGUGACGACAUCCGUGAAAGGAUUGCGGGGUCUUGGCAUAGGAGUUAUAGUGUGCUUGUCCGGGCUGCAACUCAUGUGGAGGCAGCGGUGCUAGCUAUGGGGCAAAAUAGGGGAGAGGCUACGGUUUUGAGUAUUGGUCAGGUUAGGGAGGAGGCCACUUCGGCGACUCCUGUGAUUCAGAGUGUUGGUAGGCCUUUUAAGAGGCAGAAGGGUUUUAAUCCACAACAAUUUUAG